Molecule: messenger RNA, 1008 nt
Organism: Fusarium coffeatum
Lineage: Eukaryota; Fungi; Ascomycota; Sordariomycetes; Hypocreales; Nectriaceae
Exons: 2
Coding region: 1-1008 (335 amino acids)
Source: RefSeq, a predicted model, not a curated record
AUGUUCUCAUCUCCCUCCAAGCCCACUAGAAUGGCUUCUCAAGGCUAUCGUGUUAGAAAACCCUCUAACCGUCGCAGCGGUAGCUUGAAUUACAAGUCUGCCACGCCCGGCCUUAAGACGAAACUCGAUAUAUUCGCUCAUACCUUUUUCUCUCCUACUAACCCUAACCGCGGCGCCGAAGAUCGCGGAGCUGCAUGGCUACAAGCGGAGAAACUUGACACUGGAACCCUCAUAGUUUCCUCCCCAAACGAAGCAGCUGAUACAUGGGAGUGUAAGGAUUGUAGCUGGAGGGUCCGCACCCUGGCGGGCAAGUUCAACCUGGAAGUCCACACUCAGCUCUGUCCACCUCCAACUUCCUAUGCCUCUGCUUUUAUCAGCUCUUCUAAUGGCGAGUCAGUGCAGCUUGACUCCCCUGCACCCAUUGGCACUCCUCUCAGUGGCGUUACUAACGAUAUCGAGGAUCUCAGACGGCAAACGCUGAAAAGAGAUAUAGGCAAUCGCCAGCCGUUCUAUGGGGUUCACCAAGCCCUCUUUGACCUGAGCCGCGUUUCGACAGUCGACCUCAACACGGGAGUCUCGGCUUUUGGGCCUGUCUACUCAAAGUACCGUAAGAUGAUCGUUAUCGAGACUUGGGCAGAGCACGUCGUCUGUCUACCCAUUUUCACUUAUAACGGUAAUGGUCUCGAGAUGCGUCAGGGCAUGGUAGAAGAGUACAUGGACGUUCGCGAUGUCGAUGAUGAGUCUCCUGCACCACCUGAGACUCACUACGAACCGUUGAUGGCUAUUCGCGACGAGAGAUGGCUUAGUAGGAACACAUUCAUUACAGGUAAGGCUGUUGUGAAGCUAACUGAGAAAACCACUCACUCUCUAUUCCAAAAGUGCUCUAUCGAGGGCAAACUUGAACCGGCACAUUUCCAGAGAAUGUACAAGGCUCUGCUCGAGUUAACUCAGGUACAGGCCCUGGAAGUCUUUGGUAAACCGACUGAGGGCAUGUUCAUUAUGCCCUGA